AACAGCCCCCGUCCCGUGCGUGGGGCACCUUAGUGGUGGCUGGCUGGUGGUCAAAGAGAGAGAGGAGAGGAGAGGAGAGGAGAGCAUCGCAUCGCAUGGCAGAGAAUUUGCAUUUUGGCUGGGCGGAGUCAGGCUUGAAUGGGACUUUGUUUUCUCUCCUAGGGAGCACAUCGGGAUUUGCUCGACUGCAUGGGAAAGAACGAAAGAGAAAGAGUGUGUGAAAUAGUACAAGUGAACGUGCCGUCAUGGAGCGCACAGCUUUCGCUUGGAAGCACGUCCAGCCUUGGCCGAGAGCAGCGCGGAGGAGCGAGUGGCUCCGGAGCGCCUUGGCCCACCAUCACUGCCCCGAUCCCGGCGUGGAGAACGAGAUCGUCGUUCUGGCCACCGGAAUAGACCAGUACUUGCAAGAGGUCUUCCACCAUCUUGCCUAUCCCAACCGCGACGAUUGUGUGUCGGCGGAGGACUUCAGCACCCUCUGCGCCGUGCUCGGUGUCACCGGAGCCCAGAAGAGCAUUCAAGGAACCGGGGCCAGCGGAGCCCAGAGGAGCACUCAGGGAACCGGGGCCACCGGAGCCCAGAAGAGCAUUGAAGGAACCGGAGCCACCGGAGCCCAGAAGAGCAUUCAAGGAACCGGGGCUGCUGCUGCUGCUGCUGCUGCUGCCGCCGCUGCCGCCGCCGCUGCAGAAGGCGACGAAGACGAGCAAGAGUUCAUCGACGUAUGCGCCGGGCUGCCUUGUCAGAUGACUUUUAAGGACUUUCAUUCGCGUCUGUGCGGCUUCUUUCGCGUGCGCUCUGCGCCAAGAGGCUCGUCCUCCGGGCCCGGGGAAUGUGUGUGGCGGCUGCCCGUUACCGAGGAGACGGAGCUGGUGGAGAGACACAUCAGGCUUCGGUGGCCUCGUGUGAGAAGGAGAAAAUUGGUCACUUUUGAUCGAACAAGGAAUCACAACAGAUCCCCAGCUGGCCGAACUCCUGACGAGACUUCUUCGGACGAGUUAGCAGCGUUGAGGGAGUUGGUGGAGGACCUCCGAUCGGCGCUGCAAGGUAGCGACGCUCGCUGCUUGGCCCUGGAAGUGGCUCUGAGACGAGAGAGGGCACGCUCACAGUCGGCGGCUCCCGUCGGCGUUUCGUCGCGAGCAGCUUCCGUUUCCCUCAUCCCCACACGGCGGAUUAAAGGACAGCUCAAUGUCGCUGGAGGAAAUGCUGGGAGGAGGUUUGGCAGAAAAUGGGACAUGAGGGAGCCGCUUUUAAGAGAGUUGCAGCUGAUCCGCUCCUCACGUGACGGACAGCUGGAGGAGGCCAUCAAGUUCAACCAACGUCUGGAGGAGGAGCUGCGAUGGGCAUACCAGGAAGUGAGCAAGCUUCAAGGGGCGGAGUCUGCGCUCAGGAGGGAGAACAUCCACAUUAGGCGGCGAGCGGAGGAAGCCAGGGAGGCUUUGAGCUUGGGCCUGGAGCGGGUGCGAAGGAUUCAGGAACAAGCCCAGUCUGUGCCGCAACUCCAGUCCAAGAUCAGCCAGCUGGAGAAUGAACUGCAGCAGUACAGGUCCGGCUGCAGUUGUCUUCCAAAAGGAGACGAAUUAUGCGCUAAGACAGAUGCCGAGUGUCUGCAGAGAGCAGUGGAGGGAAGAGCCGCCUCUGACGAAGAGGAGGCGGCUGACCAAGGACAACGCUGCCUAUCUGAGGCGAAGAAGCACAUCAGGCCAUGGCACGGAUGGCCCAAAGGGUCUUCGCCCAGUCACGUGGUCUUGUUGAAGGGCCGCUUGCACGGCAGCGCUGAUUCGAAAGGCAACAUCGGACGCUGCGCCCGGAAGGGACAAAAGCAAGCGGCAAGCAGCCAAGGCUCUGAGGACAACAGGCCGGAGGAAAGGGCAGAGAGAAGGGAGAGCGUGUCUUUGACGGAAGGAAAGUUCAGAGAGGCCCUUAUGUCACUUCUGGAGUUACGCAAUAAGAAUUUAGCCCGCCGGGAGCUGGGAAGCAUCGUGAUAUGUGAUCACAUGUGCACUGGUGGAGACGGUCCAUCCCAGGUAUUGCAGGUCGCUGAUGCCCUCUAUGUGCAGUUAUCUUCCACUGAUCAUAUUAGGGAAGAAGGUGAGGCCAAAGGAGGCGAGAGGGAAGGCAAAUCGGCAGGGCAUCAAACUAGCAGCAGCAGCAGCAGCAGCAGCAGCAGCAGCAGCCCGCUGGUCAUCUCCUGCUAAUUAAGCGCAACUCUUUUUUUCUCUUCUGCUUUUGCAGCAACGUAGUAAAUGUUAUCAAAUCUCUAUACAAUGUUGAGUUUUCUUCCUAUGGGCAUUUUCUCGAGUUAGAAAGGGGCAUUUGCGCCGUUGUGGAAGUGAGCACAGCCAACUUGAGUCCCAACCGAUGGAGGCGGCUCCUUUCACUUUCUACUGUACACAAAGUACUUUCCUCAGUACUGCAUAAACGUUGCCCGCCGCGCAGUCGGUCGGCACUGGGAGACAAUGCCCCCAAGCAAGGUUUUUAAUGGCUUUAAACAGCUCAUUCCAUAUCAAUCGUGUCAAUGUACACAAGUGAAUUGUGUGUGUCCAUUUUCUAGCAGCAUACAGUGGAUGAGUCAAUGACAGAAAAGUGUUUUUGAACGCUGCUAUAUUUGUGAUACAUUCCCAACAUAAAAUCACUGUGACUAAUAAAUGUUCAACUUCAUUCAAAA
This is a messenger RNA of Syngnathus typhle (broad-nosed pipefish), 2662 nucleotides long. Its product is annotated as EF-hand and coiled-coil domain-containing protein 1. The transcript is spliced from 9 exons. Bases 246 to 2192 code for a protein of 648 amino acids. NCBI's taxonomy places the organism in Eukaryota, Metazoa, Chordata, Actinopteri, Syngnathiformes, Syngnathidae. The record is from RefSeq and is a predicted model, not a curated record.